GUGAUAAUCGAACAAACAUGUUUUUAUCUUUUGCAUCAAUCAGUUUUAAUCUUAACUUAAAAAACUAUUUUUUAAUCAAAUCAGUAGAUAAAGAAAUUAGUUUUAAAACUAAUAGCAAACGUAUCAACAGUUAAUGUAUCUAUAAGAUUUGUUAGUUUCAUUCGCUUGAUCAAAUUAUGAAGAGCUUUGUAAUAUUUUUAUUCUUUGUUGCCAUUUCGGCAGCUCAAGUACAAAAAGAAACAAAAAAUACUGAAAUUUAUGAGAGAUUUGUAAAAAUAGCAGUAGAAAAAUUAAUCAAAAGUUUGGAGGCACAGAGCAGCGAUCCAGGUAUUAUUGCGCAAUUAAAUGAGUAUGCCCAGAAACUUCUAAGUAGUUUAGCUAAAUACGCUGUAAAUCAUGACUUGGAACCAAUUGCUAUUGCCGAUGUAGCCGAAGAUUUUCUUCUUGCCAACUUCAAAUUAACGAAAGGUGAGCUUCGUGGUAUUUCUACCAUUGAGAGGUAUGACGACGUUUAUGUUGCGUAUAAACAUACUACAAAGACUCUAAGUCUUGUAAUUCCAAUUGAAUUUCUCGAUCUUACCUUUAUGUAUAACUAUGAAAUACAUGUACUGGGUAUGGGCCCGAAAGGAGAGAUGACAGCAGAUAUUAAAAAGUUCAAAUUUUAUCUUAGUUUUGAUUUUGAUAUACCCAACUUAAAAGCCAGUAUUAACACAUUAAAAGUAGAAGAUUGUGGACAAAUAUCCGUGACUGUAGACGGCAAUCCAGGAGACUUUAUUUUUAACUUAAUUUCUCAAUUCGUUACAACAAUUUUACAUCCAUUAAUUCAAGGAAUCAUUGAAGGAAUUAUCAAAAGUGUAGCUAGCCAAGUGGUAGAUGACAUUAAUGAAAUGCUGUAUAAUAUGACACAUCCUACCAAUUCAACUGUUAAUCAGAUCAGUUCACAAUUUUCUCAGUAUGUUUUGGAUUAUAAGGCAUAAUCAUAAGGCGAUCUUUGAAUAAUUCAGCAUUUAUUAUGUAUAUGCAGAGUGGGCCAAAGAAAAGAGUCCACCCCGAUAUUUGCCAGUAUUUAUUAGAUUUUAAGGAAAUGACGAAACAGGUCGAUUUUUGAUCUAAGGGGAACACAUUUCUACGGUACAUACAUCUGCUAUUUGUCAACCCCCUCCCUUCCACUUCCCCCCUCUUAUUUUUAAAUAGGGUAUAUGGGUCGUGUGCUAUCUCAUUUGAAAGGUUAUUCAAUUCUCUAUUCAGUAUUAUAAACAUUAAUAUAAGUAUUUAUACAGGGUAACCAAGAAAAAAAUUUUUAAUUAAAUUAAUUGACACAAAAAGAAGAAUGUAUGUAAUUUAUUUAAUUCAAAAUACAUUCUACUGUUGUUGUUAAAUAAACAUUGCUUUUCGCUUAAUUUCAAUGUUCAAGCUGCCACCCAUCUGCCUCUUGGUAGGUUGAAUAUUGAAUUUAAGCAACAAACAAUGUUUAUUUAUCAAUUAAAGAUUUUUUUCUGUUUUCUGUCAGCAGUAGAAUGUAUUUUGAGUUAAAUAAAUUACAUAAAUUCUUCUUUUUGUGUCAAUUAAUUUAAUUCAAAAUAACUUUUCUUUGACACUCUGUAUAAAUAAUUAUGUCAAUGUUAAUAUUACUGAAUAGAGAAUUGAAUAACCUUUCAAAUGAGCUGUCAUACGACCCCUAUUCCCUAUUUAAAAAUAAGGGGUGGGGAAAUGGAAUGGAGGGGGUUGACAAAUGACAUAUGUAUGUACCGUAAAAAUGUGUCCCUCUUGGAUCAAAAUUGACCUAUUUCGUAAUUUCCUUAAAAUCUAAUAAAUACUGCCAAAUAUCGAGGUGGACUGUUUUCUUUGGCCCACUCUGUAUGUAAUCAAAUAUUUUUGUAUUUAAUUUACUAUUUUUAUUGUUAUAAAAAAUAAUUAGAAAGUGUAAACUUUAAAUUAAUAUUAAAUAUAAAUUGUAACCUAUUCCA
This is a messenger RNA of Diabrotica virgifera virgifera (western corn rootworm), 1967 nucleotides long. RefSeq lists its product as uncharacterized. The transcript has 5 exons. The coding region runs from base 177 to 977 and encodes 266 amino acids. Lineage: Eukaryota; Metazoa; Arthropoda; Insecta; Coleoptera; Chrysomelidae. The record is from RefSeq and is a predicted model, not a curated record. Gene Ontology annotation, molecular function: lipid binding.